AUGGUGAAUGAUGGGUAUGGUAUGAAUUUGGCAUGCAAACUAAAUGAGAUGGUUGGUGUUAAAGUGGCAUGGUAUUGGCAUGAACUGAAAUCCCAGAUCUAUGGUUUGAGAGAAAUGGAUGGGUAUAGAACCACUGAGAAAGAAAUGAAAACGGUGAAUUAUCAAGAGAUGGUGGCUCCACAAUUUCACAAUGGUAGUACUGGAACUUACGUCUUCUCAGCAUGGACAUCGGAUAAUUUCAAGCAGACAGGAUGUUAUAAUCUUCAGUGUUCAGGUUUUGUCCAAAUUAGUCAGGAUAAUUUCAUUGGUUCACAGUUGCACAAGAUAUCUGUCUACGGAGGGCAAAUGGCAGAUAUUACAAUUUCUAUUACUAUGGAUCGAUAUACUAAAAAUUGGUGGUUGAGUGUUGUUGGACAUGAUAUUGGAUAUUAUCCAGCAGAAUUAUUCUCAAACAUGGCCUCAGCAGAUCGAGUGGGAUGGGGUGGGAGAACAGUUACUCCUCCUGGUCUUCCCAGUCCUCAAAUGGGAUCUGGAAUUUUUCCAGAUGGAAACUUUCUUCAUGCUGCUUACUUUAAGUUUAUCUCCUUUCAAAAUGAAGAUAGAAAAGAUGUAGCACCUAACAAACACAUGAUAGAUGCAUUUGUCGACAAAUUCGAUUGUUUCAACACUACGGAGAAAAAGGAGGAGAUUUCGGAAGUAUUCUCCUAUUUGGAGGACCCGGUGGCAUGUGUGGCGAUUGAUGAUAGGAAUAUACAGCUCUCUAAAGUUGAAAAUGAAUCAACAUAG
Molecule: messenger RNA, 786 nt
Organism: Vigna unguiculata (cowpea)
Lineage: Eukaryota; Viridiplantae; Streptophyta; Magnoliopsida; Fabales; Fabaceae
Product: protein neprosin-like
Source: RefSeq, a predicted model, not a curated record